GCCCAAUGGCUGAGUAGUAUACUCGUCAGGGCACCCUCCUGUCUAGCCCAGGGGCCGGGUUCGAGUCCUGGUUAAGGCACAUAAAGUGAAGCAAACAUGUGCCAGGUCAGGGAUUUGCUUGAGUUUUUAUACUUUCUCUCCGAGACAGCCUAGUGUUCUCCGCUAAGGCUAAGAUCGUGGGUGCACUACCCUAAGUCGCCUGGCUGGCCACAUGUCUUAGGUAUAUAUUCCACCCCCAGCCGAACCAGCGGUACAUCUGGCAGCACAUCCCCCCAUCCACCCACUUGACUAGGACAGCGAUGAUCACAAAGUUUGACGGAGUCCAAAGUAGAAAUUUCAGACCAAUCCCGCAAGAUUUGGGUCCACAUGCCAGUGGAUUUGAUCGAAUAGAAAAAAUUAAAAAGUCGUCCUUAGCUAGAGUCGGCACGCCAGCCUCCGCGGCUUUUCACGGGCGCAACAGGCCACAUCGGAAGGAUGGACUUCGAGUACCGAUCACGGUGUACAUUGCUUAUGAUGAAGCCCAUAGCUAUCGACAGGCCCCCAACAAGACGAUUGACAGCGCGGUCCAAAAGAUGCAAUUGUUCUUCCGACGCGUCGCUAUUGAUGACGAUGAAACCAAGUGUCGACUGCUCUCUGCCGCACACCAGCCCGAACUACACCAGUCUUUAGGGAGCGACCAACGAACAGUGACGACUCCGAUGCCUUCGACAACGCGAAACUGCACGGAGGCAUUGCCUGCCAACAACACUUCUACAGGACAGCCUACGCAGGUAAACAAUCUCAGUGACGGACUAUAUAGAAUCAGAAGACCUUCUUGCAGCCGGGCGGCUGCAAGCCCGAAGAACGGCAGAAAGUCAUCCGUAUCAUGCCGAGUCCGCUACAAGGAUGAGGUUCUCGAGAAUACUCUCUCCUACGCCAAGCCCAAGACGAACUACUCCAAGGAUGGACUCGAAUUCGACCGUCACAACUCUGCCAAGACAAGCCGUCCAGCCUCCGCCGACCACUCCUUCGCAAGUAGCAAGAAGAAAGUAUAA
Lobosporangium transversale is the source of this 1034-nucleotide messenger RNA. RefSeq lists its product as hypothetical. The record is from RefSeq and is a predicted model, not a curated record. The transcript has 4 exons. Bases 300 to 1034 code for a protein of 244 amino acids. NCBI's taxonomy places the organism in Eukaryota, Fungi, Mortierellomycota, Mortierellomycetes, Mortierellales, Mortierellaceae.